Molecule: messenger RNA, 3645 nt
Organism: Nothobranchius furzeri (turquoise killifish)
Lineage: Eukaryota; Metazoa; Chordata; Actinopteri; Cyprinodontiformes; Nothobranchiidae
Gene: znf598
Product: zinc finger protein 598
Biological process (GO): protein ubiquitination; rescue of stalled cytosolic ribosome
Molecular function (GO): ubiquitin protein ligase activity; ribosome binding
Source: RefSeq, a predicted model, not a curated record
GAUCUCAUAAAUGUGUGAUGGGUCUAAGCAGGACCUGACACUUAGAGAUCAGUCCAUCCCUAUGUCGUACACACCGUACCGGCAGUAGUUCAGGCUUUUUAUGUUACGUAAGCACUUCGCCUGAGCGGCUGUGGCUCAUCCAAACACUGACUACUGUAGUUCCUUUCACAUCGCCAUGAGUUCAGCAACUGCUAAAGACUCAGAGAAGACAUGCGUCUUGUGCUGUCAGGACAUCGACAUCUUCGCUUUGGGGAAAUGCGACCACCCGGUGUGCUACCGCUGCUCCACCAAGAUGAGGGUGCUUUGCGACCAGAAGUACUGCGCCGUCUGCCGCGAGGAGCUAGACAAGGUGGUGUUUGUGAAAAAGCUGGAGGCUUUUCAGUCCCUGCACUACCAGAGGUUCCCCUGUGAGAGGAAGCACGAUAUUUACUUUGCUGAUGAAACGAUUCAUUCACAGUACAGGCGUCUGCUGCUGUCAGAGUGUCCCUUCUGCCGAGAGCCCAAAGUGUUCUCCAGAUUUGAGGAGCUGGAGCAGCACAUGAGGAAGCAGCACGAGCUCUUCUGUUGCAAGCUUUGUCUGAAACAUCUCAAGAUCUUCUCCUUCGAGCGGAAGUGGUACAACCGUAAGGAACUGGCCCGUCACAGAGCUCACGGAGACCCGGAUGACACCAGCCACAGAGGACACCCGCUCUGUAAGUUCUGUGAUGACCGUUACCUGGACAACGACGAGCUGCUGAAACACCUACGCAGGGACCACUACUUCUGUCACUUCUGCGAUGCUGACGGCUCUCAGGAGUACUACAGCGACUAUCAGUAUCUGAGCGAGCACUUCAGAGAAAGUCACUAUCUGUGCGAGGAAGGCCGCUGCUCCUCGGAACAGUUCACCCACGCCUUCAGGACCGAGAUCGACUACAAGGCGCACAAGGCUGCAGCGCACAGCAAGAGUCGCGCCGAGGCCCGACAGAACCGCCAGAUUGACCUUCAGUUUAACUACGCGCCACGACAACAGAGGAGGAAUGAUGGUCACGUGACAGGAGAGGACUACGCAGAAGUUCGCCACAGUCGCGGAGGUCGAGGCCGGCCUCAGAUGGGACAGAAGAGCUGGAGGUAUUCCAGAGAGCGAGAGGAGGAGGACCGGCAGAUGGAAGCUGCUUUGAGAGCCUCCAUGGCCAUGCGUCGACUAGAGGAGAGAGCUGCUGUGCAGGAGAGGAGCACUCCCAAGCACAUCAGAGAGGAGAGGAUGGAGAGAGUGGAGGCGGAGGAGCCCAGACCUCUGACCGGUCACAUCAAAGCAGCAAGCAAACCACCAGUGAAAACAUUGAAGAGCACCAAUCCUGGAGAGGAAGAUGACUUCCCAGUUUUAGGAGCCACAGCUGGGACUUCCAUGGUGAAGUCGGCUCCUGUGGCCUCCAAAUCCGCUCUGAAGGAAGACGAGUUCCCCAGCCUCUCGAGCGCUGCCGUUUCAGCCCCGAUGACCCCAGCCUACACUGGACAGCCCAAGAAGACUUCCUCUUUCCAAGAGGAGGACUUCCCCGCUCUCGUCUCCAAAGUGCGACCUUUCAAACCUGCUUCAGGUACCAACUCUGCGUGGUCCAACCACACAACCACUGCUAAACCAAACCCCCACCCACCGCCGACCUCCAGAGCUCCUCCUCCCAUGUCAUCUGCAUCCUCUGGUCCUCAGCCCCUCUCCUCCUCAAACUUAUCAUCCUCACGCAAGAAGAAGAAAGUUGGGGUCAACGGGAAAACGGCGUAUCCUUCUGCUUCUCUUUCCGACGAUGAGAGCGGAGGAAUGACGCGGCAGGAGUUCCGUUCGGUUCCCACCAUGUUGGAAAUCUCUUCUCUCCUCACAGUUAAAGGAGGCAGCAGCAAACCGCCAAAUGCAACCUCCGCCUCUCCAAAUCCACCUCCUGCCUUGGACCCGCCCACCUCUAAGGCCAACAAGAAAAAAAAACUGAAAAAUACAGCAGCUCCCUCUUCGCCUGCAUCCACGAUGUCGGCGGUGACUCCGGCUGGAAAUACGAUCUCCGUGGAAACGGCAGCACAGAAAGAAAAUGUUCCUGAGAGAACCUGGAGCAAACCUCUUUCUAAUGCCGUCCCGGCGCCACUUUCAAAUGGAAUCGGCAGCAUCAAGGCGGACACGCCUCCACCUGUUUGCAGAGAUUCACCCGCGGUGACCCCGCCCCCGAGAGCAGAGCCUGCUCCUGAAGCAGAGGAAGAGUUCCCCGCUCUGAUAACGAAGAAACCUCCACCAGGUUUCAAGACGUCUUUCCCUGUGAAGACCCCAUCUGCCCCCACACCCCCUGCAAUGCCCCCACCUCCACCUGGUUUAGGAAUGCCCUCCCCCAAACCUCCCCCGGGCUUCACAGGAAUCCCCCUCAACAGCAACGUGGUGGAGCCUGUGGCCAGCGUACCCCCCAAGGUACUCAACAGUGGUUAUUUGGUGCCAGAGGAUUUCCAACACAGAAACCUGGAGCUAAUCCAGUCCAUUAAAAAGUAUCUGGACAACGAUGAGUCCAAGUUCAACCAGUUCAAAAACUACUCUGCCCGGUUCAGACAGAGUUUGAUGUCAGCGGCCCAGUACCACCGUCACUGUAAGGACCUGCUCGGAGACGACUUCAGCCGCAUCUUCAACGAGCUGCUGGUGCUCCUGCCGGACACUGGGAAGCAGCAGGAGCUCCUGACCGCCCACGGAGACUUCAAGGCUCUGGAGAAGCAGUCGGGCGCUGGAGGAGGAAGGAAAACUAAGAACAAGAAGAAUGCCUGGCAGACGCCUGCCUCAGCGGCCAACACGGCGGCUGAGUUGGACUGCCAGGUGUGUCCCACCUGCAGACAGGUUCUGGCCCCUAAAGACUUCAGCUCCCACAAGACCCUGCACAUCAGAGAGAAUGAGGAUUUCCCUUCCUUGCAGUCGAUUAGCAGUAUCAUCAGCUAGCGCCCCCUGCUCAGUCUUCUACUCUGAUUGUGGGGUGAGGUCUGUGUCGCCCUCUGCAGUCCUGUGGAAGCUUUGCAGCAGCCUGUGCGGUCAAACAGCUGCCUGUUUCUCGUUUGACCGCAUCCCAGAUGAGUGUCAGGCUCGUUUGUCAUAAGGAAGGAGAUUACGGUGUUUGUUCUUAGAUGAGGGCUGUUAAAUUUGAUGGUUUUCCUGAUCGGAGGAUGCACACCGCCUCGGAGGAUGUCUCCUGCAGGCGCUCACACUGAGCAUCGAAUCAGGACAAGCAGAGAUUGCAUCGCUGCCUAAAACUAACAUGAUCUUGUUCCUACUUUGCUUUUGGGUUUGUUUAAAAAGGAAGUGACCUGUUGUCUUGGUAACAGUUGAUAGAAUAUACAUGGCAGCAGUGCUGCUUGAUUAAACAUUUAAGCAGUUUCAGUUCAAACGAUUAGCCCCGUAUUUAUUAAAGUGUAGCUGGUAAACUGCAUCUCUUUGUUGCUUCAUUCAGACUGAAGCCAGAAAUGGACCUGGAAGCCAAAUUGGGUGGUGUGACAGUAAGUCGAAACAAUUUCCAUUUCAUAAUGUGUUCUUUUGUAAACACAUUUUCCACUGCUUGCCGCUGAUUUUUGGCGUAUUUGUUGAUAAAUUGGCUCAUCGGAGCUGUUGUGUUGCACAAGGUCUCAAAAUGGAAAAUUAAAACAAAUUUCCCUGUA